This is a messenger RNA of Xenopus laevis (African clawed frog), 3055 nucleotides long. It is a transcript of the gene ighmbp2.L, whose product is annotated as immunoglobulin mu DNA binding protein 2 L homeolog. Lineage: Eukaryota; Metazoa; Chordata; Amphibia; Anura; Pipidae. The record is from RefSeq and is a predicted model, not a curated record. The transcript is spliced from 16 exons. Gene Ontology annotation, molecular function: ATP binding; 5'-3' DNA helicase activity; DNA binding. Bases 64 to 3015 code for a protein of 983 amino acids. Gene Ontology annotation, cellular component: cytoplasm; axon; nucleus.
UGCCUAGUGUCAUUGUGGUACCGGGUAGUGAGAUCUCAUCGCCUGCACUGUGUGUGUCAGGAUAUGGAGGAGUUUGUGGAGAGGCAGUUGGAGCUCCUGAGGGAAGAGAGAGAGGCAGAGAUACAAGAGAAGAGAACUUGGCAGGAAAAUGUCUCUUUAAAAGAACUGCAGCGUAGAGGAGUCUGCCUUUUAAAGCUGCAGAUCGCAAACCAAAGGACAGGGUUGUAUGGACGACUACUCGUCACUUUCACGCCCAGGAAAUAUGACUCUGAAUCAGUGCUCCCAAGUAACAACUUUGGUCCAGGCGAUAUUGUGGGACUGUAUGAAGCAAAUAGCCCAAAUGAACAGCUUGCUACAGGGAUUGUGGCUGGUGUUACACAGAAGCUUAUUAAUGUGGCUUUUGAUGAAUCCGGUAAUGAUGGGUUAAAUCUAGGGAACGAGUCUACCUAUCGACUCCUGAAAUUAGCAAACGAUGUUACCUACAAAAGAAUAAAAAGAGCUUUGACCACAUUAGGCCAAUACCGAAGUGGACAAGCAUCUAAUCUCAUUGAUGUCCUCUUCUGCUCAUCUGAACCCAGUCACUCAGUACAAAAAAGACCUGCGGAAUUUUUCAAUUUGUCCUUGGAUGAUUCACAGAAAGAAGCUGUGAGUUUUUCUCUCGGUCAGAGAGAGGUUGCUGUUAUUCAUGGUCCACCGGGUACGGGUAAAACCACCACAGUUGUAGAAAUUAUUCUUCAAGCUGUGAAGGAAGGACUGAAGGUCCUUUGCUGUGCCCCUUCAAAUGUCGCUGUAGACAAUCUGGUGGAGCGAUUGUCUACUUUUAAAGAGAAGAUCUUGCGUCUGGGUCACCCGGCUCGCCUGUUGGAAUCCUUACAGCAUCAUUCCCUGGAUGCCGUGCUGGCACGAGGUGACAAUGCACAGAUUGUGGCCGACAUAAGGAGAGAUAUUGACCAAACCUUUGCUAAAAUGAAAAAGCUGCGCGGCAAGGAAGAGAAAAGUGGGUACAAAAUGGAAAUUAAAGCUCUAAGAAAAGAACUGAAAGUGAGAGAAGAAGCCGCCAUGGUGGAAACUUUAAAACGGGCCAAUGUUAUACUUGCGACAAACACAGGCGCUUCACUGGACGGCCCUCUGAAAUUGCUUCCGGAAGAUUAUUUUGACCUAGUGGUGAUUGAUGAGUGUGCGCAGGCAUUAGAAGCGAGCUGCUGGAUUUCUCUGCUGCAGGCUAAGAAGUGUAUUUUGGCUGGUGAUCACAAGCAACUACCUCCAACUAUAAUCUCACACAAGGCUGCAGCUAAUGGCUUAUCUCUUAGCCUGAUGGAGCGCGUCACUGAUAAGUAUGGAGAGAAAGUAGUGAAAAUGCUGACCGUUCAGUACCGCAUGCAUCAGUCUAUAAUGCAGUGGGCGUCAGACGCGCUGUACGGAGGGCGGCUUAUUGCUCAUUCCUCGGUCGCUCAUCAUUUGUUGAAGGAUUUACCAGGAGUUUCUGUAACUGAGGAGACCAGCAUCCCUUUACUGCUCAUUGACACUGCUCACUGUGGCCUCUUUGAAAUGGAAGUAGAAGACGAGCAAUCCAAAGGAAACCCAGGUGAAGUGCGACUGGUGGAUUUGCACAUUCAAGCUCUCACAAAAGCCGGUGUAAAACCGCAGGAUAUUGCAGUUAUAGCACCCUAUAAUCUUCAGGUGGAUAUGUUAAGGCAGUGCCUCAGACAAAGGUACCCUGACCUAGAAAUUAAAUCUGUGGAUGGAUUUCAAGGAAGAGAAAAAGAAGCCGUGGUACUGUCCUGUGUCAGAUCCAACAGUAAAGGGGAAGUGGGCUUCCUGGCUGAAGACCGGAGGAUGAAUGUUGCUAUAACACGUGCACGGCGCCAUGUUGCGGUGAUCUGUGAUUCCCAUACGGUCGGCAACCACCAGUUCCUCAAGGAUCUUGUAACGUAUUUCAACGAGCGUGGAGAAGUCAGGACGGCUUUCGAAUACCUUGAAGAUGUUGUGCCUGAGAAAUACUCUCAUGAAAACGGGACCCCCGGGAAACCAGAGAAACAAGCUAAAAAAGUUGGGAACAAGCAAAAAAAGCCAAAUACAGGGGGUCCCAGCAACCAAAAUCGGGCAGAUCCCACAAAAACUAUCAGCAAAGAAAAGUUUAAAUAUCCCUUUAAGCACCAUGAUAAGUUGGAUCCACAUACUGACGAUGUUACAGCUGGAGACCAUCUUAGGAAAACCAUCGAAGAUUUCUUGAAAGACCCCGAUACAACCCAGCUUGUGUUUCCUUCAUCUCUUACAUCACAUGAUCGGUUGCUGGUCCAUCAGAUAUCUGAGGAAUUAGGGCUGGAGCACACAAGCACAGGAGACGGCAAGGAGAGAACGAUUUCCGUCACCAAACCCAAAGCAAUUUCGGGAGAUGCCGUAUCUUCACAAACAAACGAUUCAGAGGCCGGGCCGCCUUUGCAAUUACCCAGACUGGAAGAUGAAAAAAGCCAAAAGAAGACCAAUUGCAGCGGAAGUUCCAAUAAAGUCGACUUGAAAGCAUUACACAUGGAAAGAGUGCAGAGGGAAAAAGCAAGACAGGAAGAAAGGGGGAGAAGUAAACCUGAUAGUUCAACAAGUUCAAAACCUGCAGCAAAGAAAAACACAGAUGCAAAAGCUAAAACUAUUGGCAGUUCCAAAGCCUCCAGCGCAGACGCAGACGAUUUUGAUGCCCUAAUUGCCACCACCAUGAGAGCGGACAACACCUGCGGCUUUGCCAAGUGUAAAACAAGUGUCACGACAGUGUCGGACUUCUGCGUGCACUGCAAUAAGCGCUUCUGCUUGAGCCACCAUAUUCCAGAGAUCCACGGGUGCGGGGAAAAGGCCAAAGCCAACGCAAGAAUGAGGAUCAGCCGGGAAGGAGUUAUUUACUCGGGCAGCGGCUCAAAAGAUCAAUCACUAGAUCCGACCAAAAAAGCUCAUUUACACAGAAAACUGGAUAAGAAAAUCAAUGAACUGACAAGUCAAAGAAAAACCAAAAAGAAGGAAAAAUGAAAAUCAAUUUUUUUGUCAAUAAACUCUGUUGUAUUUAUGA